This is a messenger RNA of Tripterygium wilfordii, 1523 nucleotides long. Its product is annotated as protein TOO MANY MOUTHS. The record is from RefSeq and is a predicted model, not a curated record. NCBI's taxonomy places the organism in Eukaryota, Viridiplantae, Streptophyta, Magnoliopsida, Celastrales, Celastraceae. The transcript has a single exon. Gene Ontology annotation, molecular function: protein binding. Bases 1 to 1362 code for a protein of 453 amino acids.
AUGGCAGUCCAAUAUUUCUCACCACAAACAUUACUCCUCACUCUCUCAAUUCUCUUGCCACUCGUUAGGCCUUUCACGGUCAUAACAUCGGAUUCCGAUGUGCCGUCUUCAGCACUGAUUGAUGGGCCUCAACCCGCUUUCUCGACCAACCAAAAUGGGGCACGAACCGACCCGCGUGAGCAAGAGGCGGUCUACGAGAUUAUGCGGGCCACGGGUAAUGAUUGGGCCACUGACAUCUCCGACGUCUGCCGAGGCCGCUGGCACGGGAUCGAGUGUAUGCCCGACAAGGAAAACGUGCAGCACGUUGUUUCGCUGUCGUUCGGUGCGUUGUCGGAUGAUACGGCCUUCCCUACGUGUGAUCCGAACCGGUCUUACGUUUCGGAGUCUAUCACCAAGCUGCCUCACUUGCGGACUUUGUUCUUUUUCCGUUGUUUCAGUAACAAUCCGGGUCGGAUCCCGACAUUUUUGGGGCAAUUGGGCCCCACGUUGCAAACAUUGGUGUUGAGAGAUAAUGGGUUUGUGGGUCCCAUCCCAAGUGAGUUGGGGAAUCUUACACGGUUGAGGAUUCUUGAUCUUCAUAAGAACAAUCUCAACGGUUCAAUACCGGUCUCACUGGGCCGGCUCACCGGUCUGAUGUCGUUGGAUUUGAGUUGGAACAAAUUAACCGGUUCAAUACCCGGUUUAAGUUUCCCGCCUUUGAAUGUUUUGGAUUUGAGCCAAAAUCUCUUGAUGGGUCCAAUUCCAUCUAGUAUUGGAGGUUGUCAAUCUCUAAUCAAGAUGGAUUUUAGUCGUAAUCAACUCACCGGUUCAAUCCCUGACUCAAUUUCGGGUCUAAAAGAUCUUAUUCUUAUGGAUAUCAGUUAUAAUCGUCUUUCCAUUCUGCUUCCUGCUACGCUCAAGAGUUUGAACUCUCUCCAAGUUUUGAAUCUCAAAGGCAAUCCCAUGGCGACCACUUCCCUUCCUAACAAUGCAUUUGAUGGGAUGAGGGGUUUAAUGUUCUUGAUCCUCUCUAAUAUGAACAUGCACGGUUCAAUCCCCGAGUCAAUAGGCCGGUUGUCCAACCUCCGGGUCAUUUAUCUUGAUGGGAACCGGUUCAACGGUUCGAUUCCUAAUAGCUUCAGGAACUUGAGAAACCUUAGUGAACUAAGACUCAACGAUAAUCAGUUAUCCGGUCCAAUUCCGUUAGAAAGAGAGACUGUUUGGAGAAUGAAGAGAAAGCUAAGGUUACAUAACAAUUCUGGGUUAUGUUACAACCCAAAUAGUGGUUUUGAGGAUGGUUUGGAUCCAUCCUUUUCUUCUGGUAUUGGUUCAUGCAUCACACCCACACCCACACCCGGUUCAACAAGGACAGUGCAACCCUAGAUAUGGCAAACACAAUUGAUUUUUAUUUCAUCUUUUUUCUUUGUUCUUCCUUAUAUGAGACAAAAAGAGACAUGUAUUACACGAUGUAGUCUUAUUUGUAGUUGUACCAUAAACAACCUACCUUUAUUUCUUCUCUUCAAUUUUUAGGUACUGGAUUUGGG